Molecule: messenger RNA, 11355 nt
Organism: Diachasma alloeum
Lineage: Eukaryota; Metazoa; Arthropoda; Insecta; Hymenoptera; Braconidae
Exons: 5
Coding region: 413-8146 (2577 amino acids)
Cellular component (GO): nucleus
Molecular function (GO): ATP binding; ATP-dependent chromatin remodeler activity; ATP hydrolysis activity
Source: RefSeq, a predicted model, not a curated record
ACGUCCCCCAUGUCAUGGGAAUCGCCAGUAGUUGUGGAGAAUAAUAUCUGAAACCGUUCAGUGACCCCCGAACAACAGAGAUGAACCGACUCACCUGUACAGCGUGAACAUCAGGCUUCAUCGGGAGUCAACAAUUAAUUUUAACCACUUUUAUUCGGACAUUGGAACGUACGUCGGGGCGAAUAGCGACGCUAUGGCGUCCGUCAGAGUGUGUGUGUGUGGUUGAGGAGAAUUAUUUUUCAUCGUCGAGUGGCCACUGGGACUAAUUAAAAGAAAAUUCAAAUUCUCCACGAAUAACUGAACAAUAUUCACAAUGUGAGCACUGAAAAACCGUCCCAGAAACAUCUCAAUCAAUUAAGAAUCAGAGUUAGCUGUGAAUGAUUAGAACAAGUUGAAUGGGUUAGUGGGCACAAUGUCAAACAGUUUGGACAGUUUUUUGACUCGAAUUGGGGACGUUACGAUAGAGAGAGUGGCUCCGAGGAGCACCCCCAGGUCUAAUGUCUCUGGUGGUACUGAUGAAGUGACAAUGACGUCCACUGGUAGUAACCAGGGGGUCCAGGGGUGCAACGAUGAUGACUCCGAGGAAACAGGGGGUGAGACGAGUGAUGGAGAGACGGAGAGGAAGAAUUUGUCGAUGCAUCGGGAUGAUUUGAGAUCUCACGAGGAGAUGAAUUCCGAGGGAUCUGGGGACGACAUGGAUCUGGACGAGACCAUUGACACCGAGAUUGGUGUCAGGAUGGACUUGGAGAGACAACAGUCUGAGUCUUCCUGUCCUGAUGAUGAUGUCGAGGCUGUGAAUAUCUUGGAUACACUUCCAUUGGAAGGUGCCCCAAUAGAAGGUCAAGAGGUCUCGGAAGCCGACCUCCUGGGGAAGCCCCUGUCAAAAGACGACGACACCGAGAGCCUGGGGAUGUCCUCUCACCCUCCCUCAGAUCCCGAGGAUUCCGACCCCUCAAAACGCCGAGGCUCCCCCGACGAUGCAGAUCCAGCCAAGAAAAAGCAAAAGAAGGACGAGACCGAGGACUCCGAGUUGAAAUCCGAGAAGAAGCUCUCGAACAUGCGUCGCAACAUCCGCGAGGUGAUGGACGAGACCCAGUUGGACGAGGCGACGCUGUCAGCCCAACGACAGGAGAUGGAGCGUCUCCGAAGAGUGCAGGAGCAGCAGCGAAUAAUCCGAGAGGUCCAACGACAAAUCGCCAACCACCGUCAGACCUCGAAGACCCAGCCCAGAGUCAUAAGUCUCCUCCAGGGCAAGCAGAACGAAAUGGGAACGACAAUUUCCCACUCCCCAUCGGGUCCACCCCAGAUAAAAACUCCCAACACUCUCUUAAUGAACAUGCACUCCCCCCCUCACCAGCAGUCCUCAUCGUCCCAGCCAGUCUCGCCACGAAGACCCAUGUCAGGAAUGCGUUGGCACAAGGGUCGAGGUGGAUACCACUCCCCACCCCAGCCCCAGAGCCAAACCCUCAUGUCCAGAGCAAUGAGCAAAACCCCAGUGCAAACAGUCCUACAGCAGAGAAUCAGAAUGAUGACUCCAUCAGUGAGCAUCUCCCCAGUGGUCCCCAAACGCGAGCCAAUGGACCACGUCCCCUAUUACUCAGACUCUGACAUGUCUGAAGGUGAACUGGAGGACAUAAACCAAGACCACAGGAAGAUUCCCACGCCAAAGUCGCCAAAAUCCUUGAAGGGAAAGGACGUGGUGACAAUCUCCAGUUCAUCGGAGUCCUCUGAUGACGACUGCAUUGUUCUGAGUGAUCCCAGUGGGGGUGAGGAAACAGAUACUGAGGACGAUCCCUCCAACUCUGGAAUGCACACCAACGAUCGUUACAACAUUCCUGACGAGCAUGGAAGGGUCCUGAUCAAUGUGGGACAUCCAGACACUGAGCCUGAUGUUUUUCUGGCUCCCCAGGUGGCGAGGAUCAUCAAGCCCCAUCAGAUUGGUGGUAUUAGAUUCCUAUUUGAUAAUAUUGUGGAGAGCAUCGAGAGGUACAAGAGCUCAUCAGGAUUUGGCUGCAUUCUGGCUCACAGUAUGGGCCUGGGAAAAACACUGCAAGUCGCCAGUUUCUGCGAUAUUUUCUUCAGAUGUACAACAGCCAAAACUGUUCUCUGUAUCAUGCCUAUUAAUACUUUACAGAAUUGGUUGGCUGAGUUCAAUAUGUGGCUGCCCUACGAGGAUCCAAACUCUGUUAAACCUGAUGUUGUUACGAAGAAGAGUGACAAGUGUGAGAUUAAGGAGGAGAACUCCAACCAGACUGAUGUGUCCAGCUUGUCCUCGAGAUCCAUGAGCACUGACUCAAGGUCCCAUCAAGACAUGCCUCCCAACAUGAUGGGACAGUUCCAGGGCUACGAAUCUGGGGGGAAUUAUUACCCUGAAACGAAGCCUGGAGAGACUCAAACUCCCAUACCCCAGAGUCAGAAUCAGAAUUUCCAGAUGAAUCAGAAUCAGAAUCAGACCUACCAGAUGCCAGGGUCGUAUCCCAUGAAGCAGGAGAUGGACUGCAGUUCCUAUCCCAACCAGAUGUACCCCAUGCAGAACCCGCAGUACCCCCAGCCCUACCAGAAUCCCCAGUACCAGAACUACCAGCCCCUGCACGACCAGAAGAUCCCUCCGCCUCAGAACCCAGAAGUUCCCAUCAAAAAAGAGCCUGGAGAACCAGCCACCAAGGAGGAGGGCACCUCGACAUCGAAGGAGGACCCCUCAGACGAGAAGAAAGACCCUGAGAAGGUGACAACUCCCUUCAGUGUCGACGCCCCACUGGGUCUCGAAGUAAGACCUCGUCACUUCAAUCUCCACAUUCUAAACGAUUCACACAAGACAAUGGCAGCUAGAGCACGAGUCAUCAAGGAGUGGCAGAAAGUCGGUGGUGUUUUGCUAAUAGGGUACGAACUCUAUCGACAGCUGUCCCUCAAGAAAUCCAACAAGGGUAAACGAAAGAGGGGACAGCAGUUCAAGGACACUGUGGAUCUGGAGGAAGAGGACAAGAACAAGCCCCUGCUGGACGAGAUGCAUGGAGCCCUGGUGAAUCCUGGUCCUGAUCUGGUCAUCUGUGACGAGGGACACAGGAUCAAGAACUCCCAUGCGAGCAUCAGCCUGGCCCUAAAGCAGAUGAGAACUAAGAGGAGAAUAGUCCUCACUGGUUAUCCCCUUCAGAAUAAUCUGCUGGAGUACUGGUGCAUGGUGGACUUUGUUCGUCCUAAUUAUCUCGGUACCAAAGCAGAGUUCUGUAAUAUGUUUGAAAGACCCAUUCAGAACGGUCAGUGCAUUGACUCCACUCCCCAGGACAUCAGACUGAUGAGGUAUCGAGCUCAUGUCCUCCAUGCCCUCCUGGAGGGCUUUGUCCAGAGACGAUCCCACUCGGUUCUGCAGAUAUCUUUGCCCAGGAAGGAGGAGUAUAUUCUGCUGGUGAGGAUGACUCCACAUCAGAGGAAGCUUUAUGACACCUUCAUGAAUCAGGUGGUGAAGACUAGGGCUGUGCCAAAUCCUCUCAAGGCAUUUGCAGUCUGUUGUAAAAUCUGGAAUCACCCGGAUAUUCUCUAUCACUUCUUGAGGAAGAGGCAGGCUAACGAGGAGGACGACCUGGACCUCGAGGAGACCAUCGAGAAGACGACGCCUGGGAACAAGAGGACAAAGGCCAGGAGAGGGGAGAGGAAGGGGAAGAAGGUGGGACUGGUGAAGAGCAAGCCUGCAGCCAGUGUACAACCGAACUCUUCAGCCAGUGUCAAUGACACUGCUGAGGAGAGUGGAGACAGUAAAGGGAAUUUUUCGGGGGGAUUCCAGCAGCAAAUGCCUGGGAAUUUGAUUAAUCAGACGCCUCAGGGAACUAAUUCCCAGGGUUUUGGGCAGAAUUAUCAGGAGUUCAGGCCCAAUGAGCAGAGUAAUUACUUCAGGGGUGAGGGGACCAGUGAAUUUAACGAGUUCUAUAAUAAUCAGAAUCAGAGGUACCAGCAGAAUCAGCAGUUUCAGGGCUACCCAGCUGGUGGUAAUUACCAGCAGAAUUUUCCACAGGGCCAGGGACAGGGACAGAACUUUGUGGCUGGUGCUGAGAGCCAGGGAAAUCAGAAAUUCUCGAAUCCUCAGACACCAGAGUUUCGAGAUCAGGGGAAUAACACGAAUUACGAGAUGGGAGGAAUGUUUAACAGGGGUUAUCAGUUUCAAGAUCAGAGGAAUUAUCCACCAGGUGCCCCUGGGGCUCCACAGAUUUCCCAGAAUCAUCCCCCCCAGAAUUAUCAGGGCCCGAAUCAGAAUCAAAAUCCACCACAGAACCAACCCCAGACCCAGAACAAUCCCCCAAUUGACUUCAACAAUUACCAGAAUCAGAAUCAGAACCAGAAUUACCAACAGCCAGCUGGAGCCAACCCUCAGAUAUUCAGGAACGAUAAUCAAUUGAAUCAGCAUUCUUACCCACCAACGGGAAAUCCUCCCCCAAUCAGCCAACCCCCAAGUGCUCCAGGCUACAUCAAUAAUCAGAAUUCAUCAGGAGCCCCUCAGGCCCAGACCCCAAUGCUCCCUGGUGGUUACCCCCCUGGACAGCCCCAAGGACCGAAUUACCCACCUGGAGGCCAAGGACAGACCCCCAAUUACCAGCAGAAUGCCCCCCAGGCACAGGUGUUUCCACCUCAACCACCUCAGCAGCACAACUACAUCAACAAUCAGAGCCAGAAUCAAUUGAGAUACCAAAACCCCCAGUCUUUCCCUGCUCAAGGCUAUCCAGCAACUCCAGCCCCUCCAAACCCCCAAGUUCAUCCUCAAGGGCAAAGAUAUCCAGCCCCUCAAGCCUUCAACCAGCCUCAAACCCCCACAGAAACCCCAAAUCCCCCGGGGAAUUAUCAGAAUCCCCAGAAUCUGCAGACUUUCCCUCCUGAUGGUGCCCCCCAGCCUCAGAACCAGUUCAAGGGCCCUGACGAUCGUUUCAACUGGCAAGGGAACUACCAACAGGUGCCCCAGAACCAGUGGGAUACAGCCAACAGGUACCCAGGGAACUACUUCCCCCAGAACUACCAGAACUCUUUCGAUUAUCAAGCUAAUCCCGAGGUCAUCAAGACUGAGGAGAAAUCGGUUCCUGGAGGAAAUCUCAUGAGACCCAGUGUCCCCACCUUCUCACCGAAGAAGGAGACCAACGUGGGGAUCCAGACCCAGACGUUGCCACCGUCGAAUUACACUCAGACACCUCCAGAGGUGUCCAAUCCCCCCAGACCCUUGAAAUCCAUCAACUUUGGGAGUAGAAAUCCUUCAGACAUUUGCAAGGAUGAGGACAAGGAUAAGGACGAUAUUUUGAUCGAGAAGGAGAAGAGCCUGGACGAGAUAAAGUCUGAUGACGAAGUUCUUAUGAAGGACGAGGAGAAGGACCUGAAGAAUUCACCAAAUGCCAAGGAAGAUCCUGGAAUCCCCUACGACUGGGCCACAGACUUGAUGAAGAAUUACGUCGAGGGGUUGAUCGAUGCAUCUGCCAAGAUGACUCUCUUCUUCUGCAUUCUGACAGAGUCCAUUCGUCUGGGGGAUCGAGUCCUCGCUUUCUCCCAGUCUCUCUUCACUCUGAAUCUCAUUGAAGACUUUCUGGCCAGAAAUGACUUCAAGAAUCCUGAUGGAAGCACUGAGAAGUGGAUCAAGAAUUCUAAUUAUUACCGGCUGGAUGGCAGCACGAGUGCUCUGGAGAGGGAGAAAUUGAUCAAUGAGUUCAAUGUUAAUCCCAGGAUUCAUCUGUUCCUGGUGUCCACGAGGGCUGGGUCACUGGGGAUUAACUUGGUGGGGGCUAAUCGAGCCAUUGUAUUUGAUGCCAGUUGGAAUCCAUGCCAUGACACUCAGGCGGUGUGCAGGGUUUACAGGUAUGGGCAGAAGAAGCCCUGUUAUGUCUACAGAUUGGUGACGGAUAACUGCUUGGAGAGGAAGAUUUAUGACAGGCAGAUCAGCAAGCAGGGGAUGGCCGACAGAGUCGUCGAUCAGUGCAAUCCUGAUGCACAUCUGUCGCUGAAGGAGGCUACCACCUUGUCCUGGGAGUUUGAGGAGGACAGCCAGGUCCAGGACUUUUCCUCCUCCAAGGACACCUACACCGAUGAGAUAAUGCACACAGUCCUAGAGAAGCACUCGUCAAUCCUGACGAAGCAGCCCUUCCACCACGAGAGCCUGCUAGUCGACCGAAAAGACAAGAAGCUCUCCCAAGCGGAGAAACGCCUGGCCCGUCGUGGCUACGAGCUCGAGAAAAUGGCAGCCAAUUGCUCUCGCCCCAGCUACAACUACAUCCCAGGUAACACCGCCACACGAGCCGGAGGUCUCCAAAUCCGAGCGAUUCGCGGUGGCGACACAGUGACCCCUAAACCAGUGGCCUCAGUCCGGCCGAUGCAGCAACGAGGUGCUGAGGGCCUGGGAGCAAGAGGAGUAGUCGGUUCCAGAUGGAUUCCAGCAGAGGUCUGGCAACGCCAGGGCAUGAGUGCCCAGGAGAUGACCCUCCCCCUGGACGUGGUAAUUCCCACAAACUCCCCGGACAAGAGCAGCAUCGUCCUCAAGGCUGGACAACGUGUGAUGGUGUUGAAGAGCCCCAAGGGCAUCUACAUGCAGUUGGAGUCUGGAAAAAUCAUUGCAAUCAGAACAGCACUGAAGUUGAACCAGCAGAAACGUGAGGAGGAGCCGAAGAAGAUCUCCUCAGCCACAGUGACAUCCCCAAGAGCCCAGACCCAGACUCACCCCCAGAGCAUCCCCCAGAGCCAGAAGCCAGAGGUGAGUUUUCCCCUGAGAAACAACUCAGCCAUCUCCAUCAUCCCGAAGACACCGACAAGUGCACCAGCAACCCCAAGACCCCUGUCGAGACCCAGCAGUGGCUCUGGCUACCGACAGUUCCCUGAUAAAGACCCCAAACGACCUAAACCAGUCAUUCCAACCCCAGUUCUCAGAAACGUCAACCACAUGGCUCUCAACAAUCAGGUGUCCCUUCAGAGAGUCUCCAAAAAACACGAGAUGGAUCAUUCAGCUGGGGAGAACUCAAACUCAUCGGACUCACAACCGAGGACUGAUCAGAGGGUUGAAGAGGUGAGGCUAGAGGACAUUGUUGGCGAGGCUGGCAGCAAUUCCGAGUACAGUCCCUCCAAUCAGAGGAUGCCUCAGCACGAAAACCCUGAGGACAAGCACGAGGAGAUGAGGAGUUUUGGGGGGGAGUCCAAGGUCUCGGUUCAGAGUGUUCAGACACAGCAUUCUGAGGAUGCUGAGAAGAGGCUCGAGCCCAAGGAGAUGAGGCCUGGGUAUGGGCAUGCGUAUCAGAAGGACGAUGACGAGAUUAUCAUCGAGGAGAGUGUCAGAACCCCUCAGCAUUCACAGGUGCAGCAGAGUGUGGUUAAUCCACAGGUGCAGCAGAGUGUGGUUAAUCCUCAGGUGCAGCAGAGUGUUGUUAAUCCCCAGGUCCAGAGUGUUGUUAAUCCCCAGAAUGUUCAGGGGAGUGUCCAGAGGCAGGAGAUGACACCUGGGAAAAUGGCGCCCAUGGAGGGCAGUCAUCAACAGGGAACUAGUGUUGAGGAUCAGAGACAAUCAGAGGACGAUCCUCAUGGGAGGAUGCCGCAGGAUUAUCCUUAUGCUGAGUAUCCCAGGUAUUAUGAGUAUCCUGACCCCAGGGCGAGGGGAAUCGCUGCGCCUGGGAUCUAUGGGGGAUUCUACCCUGGGGGCGUGGCGAAGGAGCCCAAGGGCGAGGAGAGGGUGUAUCCUCAGGGGAGUCAGGCGGUGCAGGCUCCUGUUCCAGGACCUCAGGGGGAGGGCAAUGCGGUGAAGACUGAGGCCAGUGCUGGCAGUGUUCCCACUGCUUUCGGCCAUCCUGGGGGACGGUAUCCUGCGGGGUAUCCACCGGCUCCUUAUGAGGGGUAUGGACAGCAUUAUCCUGCUGGGUCUGCGGGGGCCUAUCCACCUGGAACCCCAGGAUACAGUGCCUACGGUACUCCCUCGUACAACGCAGACUACGCCCGCAUGUACUCAGCACUGCAUCCACCACCUCCACCAGUGGCAGAUCCGUACAUGCAUCGCGGCUACGCACCACCACCCACCAACACCCCAUCCAACUACUACGCACCCUUUCCCCAUCCACCCCCACCCCCCUAUCCAAAUUACUCAUAUUUCCCACCCUAUGCGAAUCCAAAUAUCCCUAAUGAAUCGCAGCCGCCAACUCAGUAAGUUAAUUAACUCUCCAAGCGAGCUGUUACUUCAUUUCCAAUAAGUUUAUUUUCAAUGAAAAUAUGCGUGACGAGAUAUGAAAUCAAAACGUGAUCCUCAGUUGUUGGUGAACAAUUUUUACUUAAUUUUCUUUUUCACUUUGAUAAUUGGAAUCUUUGAUUGUGAAAAUUAUUAUUCUUUGAUUAACGAUUGUUCCUCUUGCAAUGAUGCAUGAGAGGAGUGGCACAUGAAGAGAUUCAAUUAACCGGUGAAAGGUGAUUUCAUAUCUCGUUUAUUAUGAUUUUCGAGAAACAACGUAGACUGAAGCUUUAAGACACAUCGUUGUAAAAUGGUUAGUCACAAAUAACUUAUUACUACGUGAAAUAUCGAUAUUUCAACACUUUUUUAGUGCAAUGGUGGGAAGGUGAUUUAUUGUGAAGUUCCUUUGAUAUUGCUGAGGAGAGGUUUUAGUAGAGUGAAGGCAUUAUCUCGUAGAAUGAUCUUCAUCGAUAUGAAGGAACGAAAAAUUGUAGAACCAUAAAUCAAGUAAAUGCUUCUUAAUUCCUUGAGGGGAGACUGCGGUGAAAUUUGAAAGUUGCAGGGGUUUGUCUCCUUAUAAUUCAGAUGGCACUUAUUUUUUAUACUUGAAAAAAAAAUGGGAAAAAAAUGUAGUUUUAAUUAUUUCCAAUGACGACAUGUCGCUGUAAAAUCUUUAAAAUAGCCCCCUUAGCAGAAACUUUCAAUAGAAAAAAUUAAAACUCGAUUUUUUCUCAUUUUUUGAAUAUAAAAAAUGAUUACUGAAAUCAUCAGCAUGGAAGGGAUAAUCCAAUCAGUUCUCAAUCAGAUUCAACAUUUUCCCCUGAAAUAAUUGCUGAUUGAGGUAUUUUAACAUGAGGUAAUUUUCCAAUCUUGAUACCUCUCCUCAGCAAAAUUGUAAGUUUGUUCUUUCGUUUGAUUAAUUGUGUAGAUAACAGAUUCAUUAAGUCCUUCUCUCGUAACUGCAAUUCGACGUGGGAAUUAUUUGACGUGAAUAAGGAAAAAAAUUGACCUAAUUAUCAGCACAACAUGACACAUCUCUUUUUUAUACAUAAAUAAUUUACAAUAAUCCAUCAAUUUCUAUUUGAUUUUUGUAAAUAACUGAGUCUGGGUAUACGAUUGUUUGCUCCUUCAAUUUUUUUUUGUAUCAAAAAGUCUCCAAAACGUGCGCCAAACGACGAAAAAUAAACAUUAUGAAUUUUUAUAUGCAUUAAAUACGUACAGUAUUCACAUUUAGCAGCCAGUAAACACACGAUUAAAUGAAUUGUAUCGAUAGCAGUUGUAUAUGAAUAGGCGUAAAAUGUUAAGGAUACCAAUUCUUAUCAUUUCUUCAUUCAUAAUUAAGAGAGAAUAAAAAAAGGUAAUACAAAAUUUGAUAAUCAAGAAUUUUGAUUCAAGAUGAAUACACUGGGAUUAUCUGAUUCUGUAAUCACUUAGAUGAUCUUACUGUAGACGUAGGACUGUUGUUGAUUAGCAUUCUGUCCAAGCAAUUGAAAAAUUAAAGGGACAUAGAUAAAUUGAUAAAAAAAAAAGAAAAACAAAUUAAGGUAUGGGGGAGUGCUUCGAUAGUCAUUCGCAGGUUCUUCACAUUGUACUGUGAUAUUUCGUAGAAUAAAGGGCUAAUUCGAUCAUUAAUUUGACCAAAUUAAAUGUUGAUUAAAGGGGAAUUAAUUUUUUUUAACAAUUUUUUUCUCAAUCAAUCAUGGAAAUACUCGUCUCACUUCAGAUCUUUUACUCUUCGUUGAUUUUUCUUUUCGAUAAUUUUUUUUACUAUGUGUUGUUUAUUUCUGAGGAAUGUUUGAUGGGUUUUGAAAAUCAAUGAUAUGCAGAUCUGCCUGUAUUUAAUAUCCCUGCACUCCCCGGAUUAAGAAAGAAGCAUUUGGCGGUGGAGGGGUGCGACUGGAUGAGUCGAUUUCACGUGAACAUCAGUUUUUUAAGAAAAUCUUUCAAUUAAAUUUUUCCAAGGACUUUUGUUAUAAAGGAUGCAUUUUCUCGUAGAAAUUUCAGGUCCUUGGGAAACAUUUGAAUUUUAUUUUUUAUUAUUUUUUGAAUAAAGUCUCUAGAUUAGAGAGAGAUAGAAAAUUUUUUCUCAGGGAUUUUCUUUUCUAGAUCUUAAUUUUAUCCACCAACAAGAUGUCAGAAAAAUAUCGCUAUCUAGCUCCGAUAUUUAUGAAAGGACGCAGCUAUGAGAGGGAACAAAUUUAAUUUUGACAUCGGUUUUUAUCAAAUAUCAUAAAAUUGAAGGCAGAUGGCGAAAUUUUUACUCAGACCUUUUUUAUAGAUCUCGAUUUUUUCUAGAAAGAAAUGUCUUAGCGAAAAUUCUCCUACCUCUCUUAGAUUCCGAGAUAUCGAGAAGAAAAUUAUUUCAAAAAUUUGGAAAUCGAGUUAUCCAGUUUAGCCACUGAAGCUACUAAAUAAUAUAAAUAUUAGUAGAUGAAUUAUCAUUGCGCAGUGAGCUAAAAUAAACGAAGCUAAUAUGCAUUACAGGUUUAGGAGAUUUUCAUUGAUUCAGAUAAUUAAAAAGGGGGUGAUUGAUAAAAAAAUCGUAAUGAAAUUGUGAAAAUUGAGAAAUUGGAUUUUAAGGCGUUUUUUAGUUUUUAAGUGUACAAAGCAGAAUUAGUGUUGGAUCGCCAUUGUUCUCGAUGAAUCGUAAAAAAUAACCUCUAGAAUUUUCAGAUUGAAAAAAAAAAUCAAUGAAAAGCGAAGAAAAACUAUAUAUGUAUAGAUAAAAAUUUAUUUCGUCUUUGUUAUAGCUUCUUUGCCAUUUACAUAACUGUAAAUAGCCAUUAUUUACAUUUUCAUACGUUUUAUUUAUUUAACUGUAGUCGAGAGAUGUAUUUUUUCCUUCGUUUGUAUGAAUUUUCAUCGGACAAAAAUGGAAAAUGAAGACAUUUCAAGUAAAUGGAAAUUUUCGAUCUUAUGUAAUAUAUAAUGAGCAUUGUUUAUCAUCGACGGUAUCGUUUUUUCAUCCUAAUGUUGUUGAGAGAAUCAAUAUUGAAUCAGAGGUCAUAUAUGGAUAUAUAUAUUUGUUUUUAAGUUUCAUGGAACCUAGGGGGGGUAUUGACGACCGAGUCGAUCGAUAUUGCCGACUGCAUGUAAAUGCUUAUGAAGUAAAAGUAAUUAUGAAAUUAUUAAUGUCAUGAAUAGGGCUGUAAUUGAUGGGAAUUACCCGAUUACAAGAAUUUUGAAAUAUG